This is a messenger RNA of Vanessa tameamea, 2386 nucleotides long. RefSeq names its product Nop2/Sun-like domain containing protein 5 (gene Nsun5). Gene Ontology annotation, biological process: rRNA base methylation. Gene Ontology annotation, molecular function: RNA methyltransferase activity. Bases 140 to 2347 code for a protein of 735 amino acids. Gene Ontology annotation, cellular component: nucleolus. The record is from RefSeq and is a predicted model, not a curated record. The transcript is spliced from 6 exons. Lineage: Eukaryota; Metazoa; Arthropoda; Insecta; Lepidoptera; Nymphalidae.
UGAAUCUUAACCUAAAUGAUGGCAAUGUCGAAAAAAAUAUCAAUGACAUAUAACUCGUGAUAAAAAUUUUAAAUUUUGGAUAUUUAGGACUUUAGAUUUGUCAUUGAAGGUUAUAGCGAAGUUAUGUAUUUUGCAUAAAAUGUUUGAGCAUUCAGUUAAAGUUCCCAGACAUUAUAAAGUAGCGGCAAAUAUUUUUAAAAAAGCUUAUACAGAAGGUGGCAGUGUCAAAACUUUAUUGUACGACGAAAAACUUAGGCAUUUUAGAACUAAUGUGCUUUACGCCCUCAUAACAGAAACUAUUAAACAUGCUGUCGAUAUAGAAAAGAUUUUUGAGACUUGUGAAAUUUUGACAAAAGAACCGCGUUUAGAUCCUUGGCUGGCAAAAGUUUUAGCCGCCGAAUUGCUUUAUGGAAAAAAGGCAUUGCCGGGAAAAAGCAAACCUGAGCUAACAAUAUUGUCUUAUAAAGAGCAGUUAGAAAAAAUCAUACCAGAACAACAGGAUGACUUGAAAUCUAAAGUUGUUCGCAGACCUCGCUAUGUGAGAAUAAAUACAAACCUGUUAGCGACUUCAGAUGCGAUCAGGACCUUUCAAGAUGAAGGCUACAAGUUCAUCAGAUGCACAUCAGGAACGUACGAUGAUUAUUUGCAGCAAAUUCAAAGUCUAACAGAAUAUGACUUUACUCAAGAUUAUCACAUCAAGACCAUGUUUGUAUUUGCACCUGGAACCAAACUACAUGAACAUGAUUUGUAUUUGGAAAAUCAAAUUAUAUUGCAAGAUAAGGCCACGGCUCUCGCAGUGCAUCUCUUGGCGCCGCCAACAGGAAGCACGGUGUUAGACAUGUGUGCAGCUCCCGGUAUGAAAACUACCCAAUUGGCGGCGUAUUUAAGAAAUCAGGGUAAAAUUUACGCCGUCGAAAGAAAUGAAGACAGAUACAAAACUCUUUGUGAUUUUGUGGAGAGAACGGGUUCAAAAUGCGUAGAGACCCUACAUAAAGACUCGCUAGAAAUAAGAAGAGGUGAUUGUGACGAUGUUGAAUACAUUCUUCUGGAUCCUAGUUGUUCAGGAUCAGGUAUGGAUCUCCAUGUACACAACUAUAUCGAGGACACAAGAUUAGCUAGACUAACUUCACUCCAAGAAAAGUUCUUAAAGCACGCAAUGAAUUCGUUUCCAAACGCAAAACGAAUAGUAUACAGUACUUGUUCACUAUUUCCCGAAGAAAAUGAAAGGGUCAUAACAAACGUCGUUAAAACUUCGAGAGCCAAAUGGCGAGUGCAAGAUGUGAAAGAACUUCUAAAGGGUCAAUGGAAUAAUUUCGGUUCCGGAAUGUAUGGCAGCAUGGGAACAAGAUGUCUAUAUGCUGUUCCAAAUUCAGAUUUCACUACCGGCUUUUUCUUAGCAGUCUUAGACAGAGAUCCUAAAGAUAUGGAAAAGUCACAGGAAAGUGCAGUAGAGGCGAAAAAUCACAAUAAAAUGAAAAACGAAGAUAUGCUCUCGGAAGUUGAAACAGAAGAAAAGGAUAAUAAUAAAAAGAAGAAGAAAAAGAAAAUUAAAGUAGAAAAUACUGAUGGUCUUAUCUCAAAUAUCGAAGAAGAGGCUGAUAUGCAAAAUGAAGAUGAACCAAAAGGAAUAGAAAAGCGUAAGAAGAAAAAGAAGGAUGUUUUAGAAAUGUCAAAUGAUGAUAACGUAGGUAAUACUGAAAUCAUGUCUGCGCUGAAUGAGGAAUAUAAUGAUGUAGAAACGAAGAAAAAAAAGAAAAUCAAUGAAGAAGCAUCAACAUCUGAACAACGAGUUGUAAAGCGUGAAGAUAUAGAAAUUAAGGAUUCUGAUAGUUUAAAUGAUAGCAAUGAAAUAACGAAAAAGAAGAAGAAACGAAAAUCCAAUACAGAAUCGACAAUAGAUUUAAUAGAAAACCAGGAGAACACUGUGUACACUAACGAGCCAGAAAAUAUAAAUGAAACUACUGAAACUAAGAAGAAGAAAAAAAGAAAAACUAAUGAGGAAUUUUCAGCUGAUAUAACAAAUGAAGAACGUUGGACAAAAAAGGCAAGUAAAAAAUAUAAUAUUGAAAUCCACAAAGAUGAUGUUAAUGAAACCACUAUAACUGAUAACAACGAAGAGCCCGUGAAAACAAAAAAGAAGAAAAAGAAAGACAAAACGCAUCAUUUAACAGAAAAUUUCGAUGAAUUCAAUGGAAAUUCCGACAAUAAAUUAAAUGAAGAUGAAAAUGUUGAUAAUUCGAAUAAAAAGAGAAAAAACAAAUCGAAACAUGUCGAGAAUUCCGAAACAAUUGACGUUAGUGCAGAUGACGUAGCACCAAAAAAGAAAAAAAAACGCAAAGAGCUGUAAUUUAAAAUGUAUUUUCUUUUAUAUUUUUCUUUAACUCUA